AUUGUGGAUUCAUUUUAAAUCACUUCUCCCGAGUAUGAAAAGAUGAGGUUUACGCAUCAAAUAUAGCAAUGCAUUUCCGGGGGAAAUGCUUUGCAGGUCAGCUGUGUUACUAGGGAGGGUUGCAUCUUAAUUGCACCUGUUAUCCUAUUGGCUGUUGCGCUCCAGACCAGGUGAAGCUCGUUACACGCUGGCUGUAUAAGCAGGUCAGCUCUGCUGGGUGCUGAUACACUGUUGGUCCAUUGUGGUGUCAGAAGGCUCUAAACAUCAUGUCUGGUCGUGGGAAGAAAGUGGUGGCUGCUGCUAAGACGAAGUCCUCGAUGUCCCGCUCUGCACGUGCUGGGCUUCAGUUUCCGGUUGGUCGCAUCGCGCGCCUCCUGAGGAAAGGCAACUAUGCAAAGAGGAUCGGUUCCGGCGCCGCUGUUUACCUGUCUGCGGUACUGGAGUACCUGUGCGCGGAGGUGCUGGAGCUGUCCGGAAACGCCAGCAGAGACAACAAGAAGCAGCGCAUCGCUCCACGCCACAUUCAGCUGGCUGUGAGGAACGAUGAGGAGCUGAACACGCUGCUGGGCGGAGUCACGAUCAGUGAAGGAGGAGUGCUGCCCAACAUCCAGGCCCAACUCCUGCCCAAGAAGACCAAAGCACCCCGGGAGGACCACAGCAGCAAGGACGUUCAGUCACAGGAGUUUUAAAAAUGUCUCAUGUGCACUUGUAAUUCUUUUAAAAUGUUUCUUUUGAUCAAUAAACCUGGUUUUAAUUUCAA
This is a messenger RNA of Ictalurus punctatus (channel catfish), 760 nucleotides long. RefSeq names its product late histone H2A.2.2. Bases 267 to 689 code for a protein of 140 amino acids. Gene Ontology annotation, molecular function: protein heterodimerization activity; DNA binding; structural constituent of chromatin. NCBI's taxonomy places the organism in Eukaryota, Metazoa, Chordata, Actinopteri, Siluriformes, Ictaluridae. The record is from RefSeq and is a predicted model, not a curated record. The transcript has 2 exons. Gene Ontology annotation, cellular component: nucleosome.